UUGUGCUUGUGUUUCCAAAUUCCAAUUAUUGGCGGCUUUGUUGUGUUAGCGGCUUCUUCGUCUCUCUUUUUCCCCUCGAUCCAAGUUCACUGAAAUUUUGAACCAUUAAACACUGAAGGAGUAUAGCAGCAGUAAGAGAUUGAGUUCUUCUGUUUCCUUUGCUUCCAAUUUUAUCUUUGGUAGAUGAUGAUGAUGAUGGAUGGUGUGGUGUUCAAAAUCCCAUCGUUUAAGUUCCUAAACCCCAGCCCAGCCGCCUCUCGGAGCCCUGCAAUUAUACGGUGUGGCUUGCCUAGAUUCUCUUGUUCUUCUAUCCCCGCAUUAGCUACCACUGGCCGAGAGGGUGACCAGGCCCUUGGUUCCCUCUCCCUAGGUCACAUCACUCGACCUGAUUUCCCUAUCCUUCACCAGGAGAUAAAUGGCUCAAAACUUGUGUACUUAGAUAAUGCUGCAACGUCCCAGAAGCCUAUUUCAGUGUUGAAGGCUUUACAGAACUAUUAUGAAACUUACAAUUCAAAUGUUCACCGAGGAAUUCACUAUUUAAGUGCGAAGGCAACUGAUGAGUAUGAGUUGGCCAGAAAGAAGGUGGCAGCUUUUAUAAAUGCUUCUGAGUCCAGAGAGAUUGUUUUUACCAGGAAUGCUACUGAAGCUAUCAAUUUGGUAGCCUACUCCUGGGGCCUUGCAAAUUUAAAAUCAGGAGAUGAGGUUAUACUUACAGUUGCUGAACAUCACAGUGCAAUUGUUCCAUGGCAAAUUGUAUCUCAGAGGACUGGUGCUGUUCUGAAAUUUGUAACUCUGAAUGAAAACGAAGUUCCAGAUAUACAGAAAUUAAAAGAAAUAUUCUCAAAGAAGACAAAACUUGUAGUUGUUCAUCACAUCUCAAACGUCCUUGCUUCUUUCCUUCCUGUUGAAGACAUAAUCCAAUGGGCACAUGUUGUUGGGGCUAAAGUGCUUAUAGAUGCUUGUCAAAGUGUUCCACACAUGGUGGUUGAUGUCCAGCGCCUUGACACUGAUUUUCUUGUUGCUUCUUCUCACAAGAUGUGUGGGCCCACAGGCAUUGGAUUCUUAUAUGGUAAAAGUGAUCUCUUGUCCACAAUGCCUCCAUUUUUAGGUGGUGGAGAAAUGAUCUCUGAUGUAUUUUUAGAUCAUUCUACUUAUGCAGAUCCUCCAUCAAGAUUUGAGGCAGGAACUCCUGCAAUUGGAGAAGCAAUUGGGCUAGGAGCAGCAAUUGAUUAUUUGUCAGGAAUUGGCAUGCAAAAGAUUCAUGACUAUGAGAUCGAGUUGGCUAAUUAUUUAUAUGAAAGCCUCUGCACUGUCCCCAAUGUUCAUAUCUAUGGACCAAAACCUUCAGAAACUGUUCACCGUGCUGCUCUCUGUUCUUUCAAUGUUGAGAAUAUUCACCCCACAGAUAUUGCAACCUUUCUGGACCAACAGCAUGGAGUGGCUAUCAGAUCAGGUCACCACUGUGCCCAACCUCUUCAUCGGCAUUUAGGAGUAAAUGCAAGUGCACGUGCUAGUCUCUAUUUCUACAAUACUAAAGAGGAUGUUGAUGCUUUCAUACAGGCACUCAAUGACACUAUUAGCUUCUUCAAUUCUUUCAAGUAGAGUAACCUUUUAUUCUCCUCCCACAGGUACUAAUACAGGAUAUUGUGCAACUUCACACAACUUUUCUUUUUGUUUCUUCUGUCGUGUUAAAGAUCUCUCGUCUUUCUUUCUCCCUUUUGAUGAGUGUUGUACAAUAACACAUAUUUGUAAAUCAAUUAUUUAAAGCCA
This is a messenger RNA of Hevea brasiliensis (rubber tree), 1770 nucleotides long. Its product is annotated as cysteine desulfurase 1, chloroplastic. The coding region runs from base 184 to 1602 and encodes 472 amino acids. The record is from RefSeq and is a predicted model, not a curated record. Lineage: Eukaryota; Viridiplantae; Streptophyta; Magnoliopsida; Malpighiales; Euphorbiaceae. The transcript is spliced from 10 exons. Gene Ontology annotation, molecular function: cysteine desulfurase activity; pyridoxal phosphate binding.